AUGAGCUUCCGGUCGGGCUCACCUGCCCGCUCCGAGAAUGAACUCGAUAUCGGCAGCGCACUGUUUGGAGGAGAUGAUGGCAGCGCAGACGACCGAAAUGGCCAGCUUCAAGGACAUGAUCUGGAUGUCAUGGCAGACGUGUCCGGCACUGACGACGAAGCCAUCAUCGCCGCCCAACAAGCCGCCUCAAACCGGAAGGCCACAAAUUUAAAAGGACGGACCGUGAAAAAAGGCGGUGGCUUCCAAGCUAUGGGCCUCAAUGCCAAUCUGCUCAAGGCUAUAACGAGGAAAGGCUUCUCGGUCCCUACACCGAUCCAGCGCAAGACGAUCCCUUUGCUGCUCAAUGACAAGGACGUGGUGGGCAUGGCGAGAACGGGUUCUGGCAAGACCGCCGCUUUCGUGAUACCCAUGAUCGAGAAGUUGAAGGUUCACAGCACGAAAGUCGGAGGAAGGGCUCUGAUCCUGUCGCCAUCAAGAGAACUGGCUUUGCAGACAUUGCAGGUGGUCAAAGAACUCGGCAGAGGCACCGAUCUACGCUCUAUUCUGCUCGUCGGUGGUGACAGUCUGGAGGAGCAGUUUUCUGCCAUGGCGAACAAUCCAGACAUCAUCAUUGCCACUCCGGGGAGGUUCCUCCAUCUGAAAGUUGAAAUGAACUUGGACUUGUCAAGUAUCCGGUAUGCCGUGUUUGAUGAGGCCGACCGGCUGUUCGAAAUGGGGUUCGCCGCUCAACUGACUGAGAUUCUUCAUGCUCUACCGGCUUCGCGACAGACUCUGCUCUUCUCAGCCACGCUCCCAAAGUCACUGGUCGAAUUUGCCAGGGCAGGGCUGCAAGAUCCCGUAUUGGUCCGUCUGGAUGCGGAUAGUAAGAUCUCACCGGACUUGCAAAAUGCAUUCUUCACCCUGAAAUCAUCGGAGAAAGAAGGUGCUUUGCUACACAUCCUUCAAGAUAUCAUCAAGAUUUCGACGAGAUCCCAGCUUGUCAGCUCGAGCGAGACCUCCACGAGCACAGCUAAAGCUGGCAAGAAGCGGAAAAGACAAGAAGCAGAAACAGCAUCAGACAGCACAAACAAAGCCUCCUCCAACCCCUUCUCGACCAUAGUGUUCACCGCCACAAAACACCACGUCGAAUAUAUCGCCAACCUUCUCCUCCUAGCCGGGUACGCAGUGUCCUACGUCUACGGCUCCCUCGACCAAACGGCUCGAAAAUCACAAGUCCACAACUUUCGAACAGGCCAGACAAACAUCCUCGUGGUGACCGACGUUGCGGCUCGCGGAAUUGAUAUUCCUGUCUUGGCCAACGUGAUCAACUACGAUUUCCCUUCUCAGCCGAAGAUUUUUGUCCAUCGCGUGGGUCGCACAGCAAGGGCCGGACAGAAAGGGUGGAGCUAUAGUCUUGUACGAGAUGCCGACGCGCCAUAUCUGCUUGAUCUGCAACUCUUCCUCGGCCGGAAAUUGGUGGUCGGCAGGGCGGGCGGUGGCAGCGUGGAUUUCGCCCAGGAUAUCGUGGUCGGGAGUCUGCGACGUGAGGACCAUCAGACGAGUGCGGAGUGGGCUACAAAGGCGCUAGAAACGGACACCGACCUUUCCGCUCUGCGCAAUGUGGCAUCAAAAGGCGAAAAACUAUACCAACGGACCAGAAACUCGGCCUCGUCGGAGAGUGCGAAGCGGUCGAAACAACUCGUCUCUUCUCCCGGGUGGGCCGAGCUGCAUCCUUUAUUCAACAACCAGGAGGAUGACAUGGAAGUCGAGAGGGAGAAGAUGCUGACCCGAGUGGGCAACUUCCGACCGCAAGAGUCGAUCUUUGAAAUUGGUGCGCGACGUGGAGGUCGCAAGAACAACGAAGAAGCCGUGGAUGCGAUCCGACAGAUCCGAUCAGGCUUGGAGAACAGGAAGCAAAAAGCUGCAGACGCGGCGCAAGCACGAUCAGCCCCUGAGGACGACGUAGCCUCUACGCAGGCAGUUCCGGACUGGCAUGGGGAAUCCGAAGACGAAGAUGACGGCCAUCACCCCGACGCAGACGCCAUGUCCGAAGCCUCCUCCACCGACCUCGAAGUCACAUUCUCGGAGCCGUACGCCAAAAAGCCCAAAUCUAAUGCCCAGUCGUUAGCAAAGUCCCGCUCGGGCCCUGAAGGCACCAACUUCCGCGACCCCUCAAACUACAUGUCCUACCUGCCGACCACGCAGGAUCUGACCUCGGACCGCGCGUACGGCGUGCACACCGGCAGCAACACGUCGAACUUCAUCGAGUCCGCCCGCUCGGCCACCAUGGACCUCGGCGCGGACGAAUCGUCCAAGACCUUCGGCGAGAACAGGCAGGUCAUGCGCUGGGACAAGCGGCACAAGAAGUACGUGCGCAGGGAGAACGACGACGACGGGUCCAAGGGCCGAAAACUCGUCCGUGGCGAAUCCGGCGCCAAGAUCGCGGCCAGUUUCCGCAGUGGACGGUUCGAGCGGUGGAUGAAGUCGAACCGCGUGGGCAGGAUCGGUAGGGUGGGCGAAGAGGAGAAGAACACCAGUGGCGGUGGGAUGGCAGCAGGAGGUGGGCACAGCAACAUGCGAGGCAAGCGGUUCCAACACAGGACGUUGAGAGCGCCAAAAGCGCCAGACAAGCUGAGGGGCGAUUACGAGAAGCAGGUCCUCAAGGCGAAGGGCGCGAAGGAUCGCGCGGAUCAGAACCCUGGUCUGGGCAACGCCACCGCUCCGACGAGGAACGGCAAGGGCAAGGGAGGAAAGGGGGAAUUGAGGUCCAUCGACAAGAUGGUCAAGGAGAGGAGGUUGAAAGAGAAGAGGAGGGAGAAGAAUGCCCGGCCGAGGAGGAAGAGGGUGUAA
Messenger RNA from Cladophialophora carrionii CBS 160.54, 2829 nucleotides. RefSeq lists its product as uncharacterized. Bases 1 to 2829 code for a protein of 942 amino acids. NCBI's taxonomy places the organism in Eukaryota, Fungi, Ascomycota, Eurotiomycetes, Chaetothyriales, Herpotrichiellaceae. Gene Ontology annotation, molecular function: ATP binding; RNA helicase activity; RNA binding. Gene Ontology annotation, cellular component: nucleus. The transcript has a single exon. The record is from RefSeq and is a predicted model, not a curated record.